Molecule: messenger RNA, 765 nt
Organism: Candidozyma duobushaemuli
Lineage: Eukaryota; Fungi; Ascomycota; Pichiomycetes; Serinales; Metschnikowiaceae
Exons: 1
Coding region: 1-765 (254 amino acids)
Source: RefSeq, a predicted model, not a curated record
AUGGUCUCUUUGAUACUGCUUUCACACGGAGACAAGACGCUACCGGGCAUCGAGAUCAGCCACAAUGGGAAGCUAAGCCUACGAGGGCCGCUAGAGCACGUGAACUUGGUCAACUCGGACAAGAUCCCGUGGUUUCUUGUUUCUCUGGGUCCGUAUCCUGUUUACUCCACCAACGACGAAACCGCUGCAUACUUUAAGAACCUCGCGUUGGACAGCAUAGAACGGCCCUACAUUGGGCUUCUUUCGAAAUCCACCGACGGAGUAUACGUGGUCUUCUUCAUCCACGAAAACAGCGUUCGGUGCUUCUGCAUAGACUUUUCUGCUUUGGAUAGACUUGCCCUGGCGGCACAGGCGUUUGAGGCUUCAAGUGAAGACGACAUUUUCUACCUGGCGCUUCCGACGCGUUCAGAUACUACAAUUUUUGAUAGAGUGCUAGAAAACAAGUCGUCCAAAAGAAACCAGUAUGUUGCUCCACGCAAUCCUAGUGCCACCCCGCUUUCAGUGGCCCCACUUAGUGGCGAUCAGAUUUCUGCUGCUGUGAACAAGAUCACGCUUUCCGGCCUACGGCUUCGUGGUUUGAACCCGCUGGGUUCGAAAGACAGAAUCGCCGUGAGGGAGUUGUACCAGAUGACAAGAAAACUGGCGAUUUUUGCGCUAAGAAAGUAUAAUUAUGGAUUCAAUGGAGCUGUGAACCAGGAGGUGAGGUUGAGUGAUGUUCAGGAUGUUGUGGAACGGUUGCUCCAGGCCUAUGCCGAUGUGGAGUGA